Molecule: messenger RNA, 9681 nt
Organism: Lethenteron reissneri (Far Eastern brook lamprey)
Lineage: Eukaryota; Metazoa; Chordata; Hyperoartia; Petromyzontiformes; Petromyzontidae
Product: phosphatidylinositol 5-phosphate 4-kinase type-2 alpha-like
Biological process (GO): phosphatidylinositol phosphate biosynthetic process
Cellular component (GO): plasma membrane
Molecular function (GO): 1-phosphatidylinositol-4-phosphate 5-kinase activity; 1-phosphatidylinositol-5-phosphate 4-kinase activity
Source: RefSeq, a predicted model, not a curated record
GACAAACUCUGUAGAGAGACAAACUCUGUAGAGAGACAGCAGAGAGAGAGAGAGCAGAGAGAGAGACAGCGGAGAGAGACAAACUCUGUAGAGAGACAAACUCUGUAGAGAGACAAACUCUGUAGAGAGACAAACUCUGUAGAGAGAGACGGCAGAGAGAGAGACAGCGGAGAGAGACAAACUCUGUAGAGAGAGACAGCAGAGAGAGGGACAGCGGAGAGAGACAGCAGAGAGAGAGACAGCGGAGAGAGACAAACUCUGUAGAGAGAGACAGCAGAGAGAGAGAGACAGCGGAGAGAGACAAACUCUAGCGAGAGACAAACACAGCGACGCAAAUACUGGAGAGAUACAGCGACACACACGAGACACAAACACUAGAAAGAGACAUCAAUAACCGCAGCGACACACACACGGGAGGGAGACAGCGACACACGAGAGAGACACACGGGAGAGAGACAGCGACACACGAGAGAGACACACGGGAGAGAGACAGCGACACACGAGAGAGACACACGGGAGAGAGACAGCGACACACGGGAGAGAGACACACGGGAGAGAGACAGCGACGGCGAUAAACACAGCGACAAAGUAGACACGGCGUCCGACUCCAGCCGCCCGCCCUACUUACUCCUCCAGCCGCAUGCAUUCUCAUAACCGCGACGUUACGAUUCGCGCUCUCGCAAGCCGCCACCGCACGUAGACGACAACAACAACAGCAGCAAGCAGUUCACUGGCGGUGGCAAUCGGCUCUGGCGGGAGUGGACGUGGCCACCACCGCCACAGUCCGUGGGAGAAGCCAAACUCCGACUGAGCCCGGUGCGCGUCGCUGUUUGCACGGUGACGAGGGAGGAGGAGGAGGCGGCGGCUGGCGCGGUGGUGGUGGUGGGGUGGGGGUGGGAGGAGAGUAGCGGACAGCAGCAGCACACACACACAGAGAGAGAAGCAGAACGCGACAGCAGCAGCGGAGGCGGCGGUGUGUCUCGGCCGAGAGAGGCAGACGAGACGAGAGAGAGUCACCAAGCGGCCACGUCAGAGUGACGGCGGAGAGAAGCAGGCGCCGUUGACGGUGGGAGCGAGGCGGACAGAGCGAGAGAGCGAGAGGCUGCAGACGACGGUAGCAAGGGCGCAACCAAGUAAAACGACGUCAGCAGCAGCAGCAGCAGCAUCGCAUUCAGCUGCAGCGACGGUGGCAGACGAACCGGCAGCAGUAACAGCAGCAGCAGCAGUAACAGCAGCAGCAGUAACGGCACCAGCGGCAGAGAUGGCAGCGAACAACAGCGCCGCGGUGAGCGUGCCCAUCAGCAUCGGCGCCAGCAAAACCAAGACGAAGAAGAAGCACUUCGUGGCCCAGAAGGUGAAGCUGUUCAGGGCCAGCGAGCCGCUCUUCAGCGUCCUCAUGUGGGGCAUCGACCACUCGAUCAAUGAGCUGACCCAUGUGCCCAUCCCCGUCAUGCUGCUGCCAGACGACUUCAAGGCUUUCACGAAGAUCAAAGUGGACAAUCACCUAUACAACAACCCUAAGUCCGGGGUUGGAAAUUGCACGUACCUAAGAGAGAACAUGCCGAGCCAUUUCAAGUUCAAGGAGUACUGCCCGUUGGUGUUCCGCAACCUCCGUGAGAGGUUCGACAUCGACGACCAAGAUUUCCAGCGCUCUCUGACAAAGUUGCCGCCUCAAGAGCUGGACAAAGCCAUCUUAAGUGCCACCGCCUGCAAUCAGAAUUCGGUGAUUCGGAGCGCGCCCGUGUGCAUUGACGCGCAAGGCCGGAGCAGCGCCCGCUUCCUCACCACCUACGAUCGCAAGUUCGUCAUCAAGACGAUCGUGAGCGAGGACGUGGCCGAGAUGCACAAUGUCCUCAAGAAAUACCACCAGUUCAUCGUGGAGUGCCACGGGAACACGCUGCUCCCACAGUUCCUGGGCAUGUACCGGCUCACGGUGGACGGCGUGGAGACCUACAUGGUGGUGACGCGCAACGUCUUCAGCCAGCGCCUCGUCGUGCAUCGCAAGUACGACCUCAAGGGCUCCACGGUCGCAAGGGAAGCGAGCGAGAAAGAGAAGGCGAAGGAGCUGCCCACGUUCAAAGACAACGACUUCAUCAACGAGAAGCAGAGGAUCGUGAUCGGAGAGGAGAACAAGAAACUCUUCCUCGAAAAGCUGAAGAGGGACGUGGAGUUCCUAGCGCAGCUGAAGAUCAUGGACUACAGCCUGCUGGUGGGCAUCCACGAUGUGGAGCGCGCCGAUCAGGACGACGACGACGUGGAGGAGGGGGAGGAGGGCGGCGAGGGCGGGGAGGAGGGGGAGGGCGGCGCGGAGUGGGCGGGGGGCGACGACGAGACCGGGUCGGACGCCAACGGCUCGGGCGGCCCCGCGGGGGCGGUGGGCUCCUACGGCACGACGCCGCCCGACUGCUCGGGCUUCUCCGUGGCCGCCUACAAGCCCAUGGGGCCCGGCGAGUUCGACCCCAACACGGACGUGUACGCGCUCAAGGCCCACGAGAGUGCUCCGCGGAAAGAAGUUUACUUCAUGGCGAUCAUCGACAUCCUCACCCACUACGACGCCAAGAAGAAGGCCGCACACGCAGCCAAGACUGUGAAGCACGGGGCUGGAGCGGAAAUCUCGACGGUGAACCCCGAGCAGUAUUCCAAGCGAUUCCUGGACUUCAUGGCGAGCAUUCUAGAAUAGCUUCAAUCCUGCCUCCUGGCCUUCGCUUAAAGGCUACAACGUGAAUGGUGUAUUAUUGAUAUUAUUAAUAUGGUUAUCAUUAUUAUUGUCAACAAGUUGAUGAGUAAAGUGGGACAAUGUUGUUACAUAAAAAAAGAGAAAAAAAAAAACAUUUUUAAAAAAAUGUUUGUUGUUCCAGUGAGUUUUACGCAGCAGAACUUGUGACAGAGUCGUGGAGAGGCGGAGAUGAUGUGGGGGAGUGAGAGAGGGAGGGAGCGGGAGGGUACGGGGAGUGCCGGGGGGGAGGGGGGUGAUAUGAGUGUUUUUUUCUGCCAUUGCCUUUGCACUAGUUCCGUUAACACCACGACACGACACGCGGGGGUUGGGGUGGGUGGUAGACGGCGAGGGAUGCAGACUAACGGAGCGACUACUACGAGUGUGCGCGCGCCGCCUCCUCGUCAGCCGAGCCUUUCAUCUUUCCUCUUUCUCUCUGCUGGCCACCUGUGGGCGACCUUUAAUCAAUCACCACGUCGACCGGUUGCCGUGCGUCGCUUCAUGCAGGCCUCGUGGGGAAAUGCUCCCCUUAAUUUCACGAUACAACGACGUGGGUCACCCGCGAGUUCAUUCCACGUCUCCUCUCGCUCGCUCGCCGCUCACUUGCUCGUCGCUCACUCGCCGCACGGACGACGAGACGGCUCUUGCUGCGACGGCAGCUCUUGCCGCGGCAGAAGUGGGAUGAGCGACCACGGCACGCGGGGACCCACGGCACGCGGGGACCCACGGCACGCGGGGACCCACGGCACGCGGGGACCGCAUUCCCGUGUCUUGAGCGCGCUCAGCUCAGCUCCCGAGCCGGCUGGACGCGAAGUUGACGGCUCGUCGGCUGCAGCCGCCCCCCCGGUGGUUUCCCGCGGGGGAGUUGGGAGAAGCACCCCGCUGUAGGAGUGGGCAGCGCACGCCCCGUGGCAUCGGUUUCCCAGGUGUUGGCCUGCUGUGUGCUGUCAUCUGCCCAGAUCUGGAAAGAUUUGAAAUGUUUCCCGUGACUAAAUUGCAACGACAAAAAUGACACAUUUUCUGCGUUUUUCCCCUUACCCCGAGUCUCGGGUCUCGUGCACAGACGAGAGAGAUUGCGUCCCAGAGGCGGGGUGGGAUAAGGUUGAGUGCAGAUCACCGAAUAGAAGCGAGGAGCAAGUUGAACUAGAGGCAGUGGCCUUGCAGGAACGACUGUGGUUGGCCCUUGGAUUUGAGGUUGUUGUUUUUCACGCAGACAGCUCGCGCCCGGCCGUAGCCGCAAACGCCUGUCAAGCUCACGGGACGUUCGCACCGCCUCCGACACACAGACUCGGCCACCAGCUCUGGACUUGAGAGCCCGGGUUGAGGGUAGCAGAGAGCGAGAGAGGUGAGGCAUGGGAGAUGGGAGGAGGAUUGGUGAGCGCCACAGUGAGGAGUUGACGGCCGUCUGGAAAUCUUAGGCAGGUUGUGCUCGUUGAUUUGUCACAGCCGUUUAACAGCAAUCUGCUACGUUCCUUCUUCUUGCACAAUUGGCGAUUCAUUUUCCGGAACUCUUUCGUCCCCCAAAAGUUGCAACACCAGAAGUUACGACGGGCGUCAUUGUUUGUGGCUGCUAAAAAAAACAAUUUUGCCUUUCGCGUGUCAAUCCAUCGUGGGAUGAUUCGAUUGUGCCGAUGACAAGUCUCAGAAGACGGUCAAAGUAUGCGGUGUCAUUCGAAGAGCCAAAGCCCACAAUGAAAAAACUGCACGCCUGCUCGUGAUUCAAAGGCCAAAUGACGCGAGUGCAUCGUUUUAUAGACGCCGCUAGGGUUUGUUGCCACUUGUUUGUGCAUGGAGAGAUCGAUACAUACGCAUCUCAAGGAGGCCACCACAGACAGAGAAUGCACACACAGAGCGCUCCCCAGAUGCGCUCUGCUGGCUCGUAAGACAGACACCGUCGGUGACAAACGGUGGCUAGGAGAUGUUAACUCCCUCGCCUGGUAUACAGGAGGUCGUGGGUUCGAUCCCGACCCUGACGAUGCCUGCUGCUGUAUAUUUGGAGUGCCUCUCUCCCCUUGGUCACGUGGAUUUUUCUCCGGGUCCUCUGGUUUUUCUCUCCACAUUUAGAACCAACGUGCAUUUAGAGUAAUUUGGCUGCUACAAAUGUCCACGUGACGAUAAGCCACUUCCGUUGAGCUCUCAUUUGUGAUAGAGUCGCUUCUGAAAAAGAGCUGUAUAGCUCAGUGGGUCCCAUACCUGGUAAAAGGUAAAAAUGUAACAAUCCGUUUCCAGAAGGGGAAAAAUGGUCCGUGAAGUCAAAACGACGCGCACCUGGGCUCGGAGAAACCUCGGCAGUGGCACCGUGGGGGUUCCGGGGCUCGGCUCCUAUUCACGUUGGUGUCAAGAGCAUCUUGGGUCAUGGUGGCAAACGGCGGGAGAGAGAGAAGGAGAGAGAGUGUGUGUGUGUGCUGUUUGGCAGAAGUAUAACAGCAGGAGCGGGGGUCCCACUCGUCAACGUGGUGUGCAGACAGCUGCCUCCUGGCUCACUGCCCAGCUCCCCAGGUCACAUCUCUCCCUGUCGCUUUGAUGACCCAAAGUUGGCCCGUGAGUGGUGUACUCGGUACAAAGACAAAGAUACCCCGUGUAGCCUUAACAGGCUGUUGGAGGCAAGUGCUUGUGAGCGAGCAGCGCAUGUGAAGGCCGGCAUGGCGCACGAUGGGGGUGGGUGGCCAGCACCACCGCACCAGGUACUCAUUUGAGGCUGAGUCCACCUAGGGGAGGCCCAAGACCGGCUCCGAUAAUCGCCACUGAAAGUUGUCGGUGGGAACUCCCGAAGCCCUCGGAAAACGACGCUCCAGACCGUGUGCUCGUGCAGGACGCGUGUGUCCGUGUUGCACAAGGCUGCGGUGGUUGCAGUGAAGUGCCGGACACGGCCACAGUCGGCGAGGCAACAGAAUGACAAUCGGCAAGGAGCAUCCACGCAGCAGCGAAGAGCCCCAUCAACCCGAAUACAAGAGUCGCAGGCGUCGAAUUAGUCUGAAACCCUUCGCUCGCGUGACCCAACACGUAGCCAAUGGAGAGGCCAAUGCUCUCGCGAAAUAAUCGCUGUUCCAAGAUUCCAAGCGAAUAGAUGGGACGAAACGGCCGUUCCCUGACUAAAACACGAAUUCCUCCAAAACUGCAAAUUUUUCAGCCGUGAAACUUCACUCUCUGCCACAAAUGCUGCCCGUUUGCAUCCGCUCCCUCUCUCUCCGAGUCCCGCCUAAAUCACUCCCCCCGCCCUCUGUAGUCCCGAGCGAAAAUCUUCGUUGGUCUCAGCCACUUUUCUCAGGGGUCGGCGUGACUUCGACCCUUUCCAGCGGUGCGUCUGUGCGUUAACGCUGACUUUGCCCUCCGCCCCGCCGACCAUUCCGGCGAUCUCCCUUGUGAGCGCCAGUCCGGUGUCUGCAACCUCUUGAGCCACUUUCCCCGAGAUCGGACGGAGCGAGACGGCGUAGCCCCCCCCCCCCCCCCCCCCCGAGGACACCGCGGCGAUGUUCGGUCGAUUUUGAGAGUCGUCGUGACGAAGCAGCGCUGCCGCACGCCCGAGGGUGGGAUGGGGGGGGGGGCACCUUGCCCGAUCUCGCGAGGAUGGCGUGACAAGUUUACAGCUCUGAAUUUAAAAGUGUAACUUCUGUAGUCGAUAAGUUGUUUGUUUUUUUCACUGCCCCCCCCCCCCCCCCACCACCACCCUGCCUCUCUCCCCUCACCUUCUCUGGCGUGAUCUCUCUGUCUCUGCCAAUUAUUGCCUCGUGGGCACUGACGCCGUGGGUGUGUGUCGCGUGGUGGUGUUAACUGCGGUGGGUUACUGCCUUUGUUGAUGAUGAUGUUCACAGCGAGAGAUACACCAGAGAUAGAAAUAUAAAUAAUAAUAAAAGACAAUAAUGUUGCUAUUUCCAGGAGUUAAGCUGCGCGUGGAUCAUAGGCGUUCGAGCCAGCCAUCUCUGCACCGAGCACGACUAAAGAACAAAGCGUAGCCGUGGUUUACACGUCUUUCUAAUCGUUAUUAUAAUUAGUAUCAUUAAAUGUCGUAGUUCUUGGCACACGCCUUUUCGAUGUCAUUUUCCAACCAAGCAUGGCUUUGCUGUUGAUAGCCUCUCCCUCCCCUCGUGGCUUUCUCGGUCGGGAGCAAAGUUUCGCGUCAGACGUCGCGCCAACGUUGGGUGGUGAACAUCAACGUCUGGCCGUUCGCGUUUGCCGGAUGCAUGAGGACGAGCAGAGGCGAGCGCGCGCGCGGUCUUGACGCCGAAUUCCCGCCGUGUGCAGCAGGAUCGAUCACUUGCAGCAGCAGCAGCUAGCAGCAGUUAACAGCAGCAGCAGCACGCUGGCUUGCACUGUGGGCUUACUUAAAAGCGUUAUUAAAUGUUUCGCUGCCGUGUCAUUAUAAAAUUUUUAUUGCGUUCACUUUUUCUACCCCCCCCCCCCCCCCCCCCAUUGUUUGCCCGUAGCGUCGCGUUUUUUUUUUAACCACGCAACUACUACUCUAGAACAAGCCGCUUGUACAUGCGUACAUACACACACGCAUAUCUAUAGAUGUAGAAACGCUGCCACACGAUUUGGGUAAAACCACAUUCGACAACUCGGGACGCACCACGGGAUUCCGCUACACGCCAGGGCGGGCGGUAGUGGGGGGGGGGCCCUGCUGCAAUAACACCAAUCUCUUUUGGGGGGCUCGCCCAUAUUCACUCUCUCGAGCGAUAUAUACAGGGUGCUUCACAAAAAAUGUUAACACUCACAUGGGACGAUCGAUGUUGAUGGAAAAAGAACGGAUAAUACACUGUAACAUGAUAACAAAUGUACAUUAAUAGCUUGAAAAAGUCAGUCUCCAUUGUCAACACGUUGCCUGGAAUCUUCUCCAGGUGGUCUCCAGAGCCCGGAGGCACAUUGCUUGUGGUAUUGUUGCAAAUUCUCAGAAGUGUUAACAUUUUUUGAAGCACCCUGUACAUCUAAAACAAUAUAUACACACUCGUGUGUAAAAUCUCCUGCUGUGCUGGUAGUUGCACUGCCCUGCACGCUUGACAGCUCCACCACGGUGGCUUGCUCGGCACCGUUGGGAUGGAGGUGGUGCGGUGAGGGUGUAGCACCCCCACCACCGCUGCUGCUGCUGUGUUCGGUGAAGCUGCCCCCCCCCCUGGCCAGAGGCUUCACGGCGCCCCCCCCCCCCAUAACGACCCUGUCCACUGCUACUCGAACAACGCUGUUUCGUCUCCCCGUUGUGCGCACCUCUACGCAGCAGCACGUUGUGCGCUUGAUACAGGCAUUGGGGUUAGGGUGUACUCGGCAAUUUUGGGGAAUUGUUGGGGGGGGGGGGGGCUGCGGAGGUUGCGUGAAGAAUUCCCCUGACCCCGUGGACCGGAUGGUGAACGGGCGACGGUUCGCCCGACGUUCACCCGACGUUCGCCCGGGUCGCGUGUGUGGAGGAGGGGACGGGCCAACGCACACAUCGCAAAAUGCGAUGGAUUGAAUACGCUGCGUGAAAGAUCAAAAAUGUAAAAUAGCAUCGCUUCGUGAACUGCAUACCCCCCCCCCCCAUCCUCGCUAACCCCCCCCCCCUCUCCGUAGGCAGUGUUGACGUGAGCCAUUCCCAUCCCACGGCGACUUCCCAGUGACAUGAUGACACAUACACACACACAAAUCCUCGUUCAAUUUUCCACACUUCCCUGCGCCCCCUCCCAACCUGACAAAGACGGCUUAUUUAAAUAACCCUGGAUCCGCCUGAAGGAAAUUAUCCCAUUUCCUCUUGGUUUAUAAGAAAAAACGUGACAGCUGGUUUUGUUUGUGUGGGUGGGGGGCGGUAGUGUAGCGGUUAGCGCGCUGCGCUACGAACCCAGAGAGCCCCAGGCUUGAUUCCCGCUCACGGCCAACACCAGUGAUGGAUUAUCUGGACCGGGCUUGGGCCUCCCCUAGGUCGACUCGGCCUCAAAUUAGUUCCUGGUGCGGUGUGUAUAAAACAUCGCCACCCAAAUCCCCUUUGUGUUUGGGGCUGGUAAUAUGCGGGGUAGGAUGGAUGGGUGUGGAGGGCCUGCAGACCAAAGUAAAUCGGAAGGUUGUGCACCGUGAAAGUUGUCAAGUACACACACGGUGUACUAAACACCACCUCCAUCACCUUGUCAUCUAAUUUGAACGAUUACACUUUGUUUUACCGGGUAAGGCCCACUGAGCUAUGUAGCUUUUUUUUCAGAAACGACCUGGCCAUCACAAUUGAUAGCUCAACAAAGUGGCUCAUCAUCACGUCAAAAUUUUACCGGCCAAAUACUCCCAAACGCAUGUCGAAAAUUUUCAAUGAUUGUGGGAGAAACCCGGAGGACCCGGAGAAAAAUCCACGUGACCACCAGGAGAGAGUCACCGCAAACUGCAAAUAUACAGCAGCAGGCGUCAGGGACUGGAUUGAACCCACGACCUCCUGUAGACCCGUGAGGUAGUUAACAUCUCCGAGCCACCGUGGCGCCCAUCUGAAUGCCCCGUGAAUGAACUCCGGCAGUGCGGCUGUACAGCACGGAGAAGCGCGCACCGUUAUUAUUGUAUACUACCCGGCCUUCGCGAAGUAAUAACAUUUUUUUGUACUAUAUUAUAAGAAAAGCGCGUUCACCAAUUCGACGCAAAUAGCGCUCCAACAAAACAGCUUUCCGGCGCAAGGAACCGCAGUCGACGGCCUCUUUGAGUGGGUUGGUCGGCUGCUAUUGUUUUUUUUCUUUUAAUGGAAAAUUUUUGCUAUCGGUGCGUCGUUGUCGUCGUGGUCACCCUGUCUGCGUGCGUGUGUGUGGCUGGUACCGUGCGCGGCGUUGAACGUCCGAUUACGUUGUGUGCACUUCCCCCCCCCCCUCCACCCCACACACCGUGUACACAACGUGAAGACUUCACCUGUUGAUUUGUCGUCGUAACAUUAACAUUCGUCCUCGUUCCCCUCCGUUUGUUUUUUUUUGCUGCCAGUUGUAGCAAUGACUGUAAUGUACGUUAUUAUGCAUUUUAAAUAUAUAAGCAAAAACAAAAAC